Messenger RNA from Rangifer tarandus platyrhynchus (Svalbard reindeer), 837 nucleotides. NCBI's taxonomy places the organism in Eukaryota, Metazoa, Chordata, Mammalia, Artiodactyla, Cervidae. The record is from the annotation of a GenBank genome assembly.
AUGCACCAGCAAAACAUGUCCAAAAGCUCCUCAGCCCAAAAUGCAAGUGAUCAGGAGACUUGCCCAUCUAAUUCAUCCUAUGGCUCCUAUCUGAGUGAGACACACACGCCCUGGGCUCUCUCCAGGAACAGAACACCGUAUUCUCGUUCAGAUUCUGGAAUAUCAUCCCUGCUUCCAUCAGAUUCUUUUAAGUACCUCACUUGGCACAAAGUUGAACAAAAUGACAUCCAAGGAAGUCAACUGCGCUGCCCACGAGUAAGAGAAGGACCCUCUGCCGAAGAACCGCCCUUCAGACAGGAGGGAUGUACUUUGCCUUCACAGAAAAGAGUCCUUGAAAAAAACAAAUGGGAAACGUGGCUGCAAGAAAACUGGGAGGACUGCAAGAAUUUGAACCUUUCAUUUCAGGAUUUGGGGGACCCUUAUCAAGUUGAAAAUUUUAACAGGAUUCUUAGAAGACUAAUUCGAGUUGAAACCCUCUGGUUAGUGGACAAUUCACUGGUGGAUUUAAGUGCCAUAAGAUUGCCAAGUUGCAGAGUUUUAAAUAUGAACAAAAACCAUCUCACAUCUUUCAAACAAUUGCCAAAGAUGCCUCAGAUUCAGCAUUUAUCCUUGGCUGACAACCAUAUUGAGACUCUGAAUGGGCUGUCCAGUUUACGGCACACGCCACUGGAAUCCCUUAUGCUCAAGAGGAACCCUUGUGAAUUUCACCAAAACUACCGACAACGAGUGUUCUCCUGUUUGCCAAACUUAGAAAUGCUGGAUGGGAUCCUGAAGCUACCAGAAGAUACUUCACCACCAGAAACCAAUACGUUUUCAAAAAUAUGUAUUGUAUCCUAA